UGGUGAACGGAUUGCUUCCGUGUGUAAAAAGGAAAGUCCAGAAUGGCGUAACACAAGAGACGGGAACCGAGAAUAGUAGCUUAUUGUGCAGUAAUAUCCUACUUUAUAUCAAGUUCAAAGGCCUAUCGAGUCGCCCACUUGUUUUUUGGCUGAAGAAGGAGGCUGUUUUUUAUUUCUUGCGACUGUUUCCGAAGAGCCUCAACAAUGUCAUCGGUGCGAUCCAUUGGUGGCGGCCUCAUGGUCGUCACAAAGAUUGUCCCGAUCGAGGGCGAGGGUGAAGUCCCCAUGGGUGAUGUGACAUCAGCAGAGUUCAGAAGGCCGACCCCACGGCUUGUAGCGGUGCCCAACGCCGAGAAGGUGCCGGAGUCGGCACGAGUCUUUCAGAAAAGCCACCCCAUGCCUCUCGGAGUUGUGCAGAUAUUCCUUGGGCUGAUGACUGCAGCUGUUGGCGUGUUGACACUCAUCCAGCCGGUCAUCUUUGGGGAGAUUCCUCUGGGCCUGGGGAUAUUCUUCAUCAUCUCAGGAUCUGUGACAGCUGCAGCACACAAAGGACAAAACAUGAACAUGAUCAAAGGAGCGUUGGCCGUGAACAUCGUCAGCUGCUUGCUGGCGUUGCCUGCUGUUGGCUACAUUUGUUUGGAACUGUCCAAGCAGAUCUACGAUGAGUGCCUGGAACGAGACAGGGACCGCUACGACUAUGGAAAUAAUUACUGGGAAUGCUUCAGAGCAGUCAGACAGUACAAAAGUGCGGUUAACGGGCUGAAAGGGUUGCUGUUGGUCAUGGCCGUAUUCCAGUUCUGUGUGUCCACUACGGUCUCCGUCUUCGCUGCCAAAGCCAUCAGACGCCAGGCGGACAAUCACCAGGUUGGGUGCUUGACGGGUCCCUCUGGUGGGGCUGACGAUGCCCCUCUCUUAACUCCUUAAAGAGAGAGGAGAGGAGAGGAGAGGAGGGGUGAGGACGAGGAGGGUUGAGGAGAGGAGAGGAGAGUAGAGGACGGUUGAGGAGAGGAGGGUUGAGGAGAGGACGAGGAGGGGAGAGGACGAGGAGGGGAGAGGAUGAGGAGGGGAGAGGAGGAGUGAGGAGAGGAGAUAGAACACAUAUCUUUUAACACUUGAGUGUCUUAGAGCAGUGUUUCCCAACCUUUUUUUGUCUUGUGUACCCCCAAGCCUUUUCGUUGUGCCAUGAGUAAGUCAAGUUCUAUAUCGCUUUCACCAUCCCAAUUUAACUGACCAUAUAUUCCAUAUAUUCCAUAUAUAGUCCAUAUAUUUGUUAAAAUUAAAAUUUUCCAAGUACCGCCUGCAGUGUGCUCCCAUACCCCUAGUGGUACACGUACCACUGGUUGGGAAACAGUUUCUUAGAGGUAAUGUGGAUACUACGGUGAGGAAGGGCCCUCUAAAAUAGAAAGGAUGACAGAGAGGUAUUUUAUUCACAUACUUAAUUAAGCACUUCUCAGAAUAGCUGACAUUAAAUCACAUACUGCGUACAUGGCCUUGCCCAUGUAUAUGAGAAGUGGGAAACUGUACUGUAUAUACUCUGAAACGUAAGUGACCUUAUGUUAAAUUUCCAUAGUUAAUGUAGCUCAACUCCAUUCUUUAUCUGAACCAACAAGGAUCUGUUUAUGCACUUUUAAUUACCAUUAAAGAAUAAUGUACUAUAUUGCAUUACAUUGCACUUAACUGAUGCUUUAAUCUAAAGCAAUUUACAGUUCCUUUAAGAACAGGAUAUUGGUUACAGUCCCUGGAGCAGUGUGGGAUUAGGUGCCUUGCUCAAAGCCAUGGAGUGAGAUGGGCAGUGGAAGGAUGGGAUUCGAACGUGCAACCCUCUGCUCUAAAGCCAAUCUCCUUAACCACUAGGUCAUGGCUGUCUCCUAUAUAGAAACUAUAGCCCAAAAAAGUCACUUUACUUUUCUUUACUUUUACUUUGGUGCGUAGAAUUGCCUCUUUUGUGUGCUGUUUUGUAAUGCUAUUUUGUUUUAAGCCAUUCUGGGCCUAUUGAUAUGUUUUUUAUUGAUAGUGAAGACGGUGAUGGGAAGUACUUUGAGGGAGAAAGGGAUAUGGUGGGCAUUUCUGCAUCCUUAUCGUCUGUGUCUGAAACACAGCAUAUAGAUUUGUCUAUUGUUGAUCGUUCACUAGACAGCCAUGUGUUUUUGUAAACCAACCUCAUUUACUGACUGUAUCUGCACUAGUCCUAUUGGAGCAUUGGUUGUUGUUAGGAAAUGUAUUUUCUUCUGAAAUAAAACUAACUGAAAUAAUAAACUUCUGUUGAUUUGU
Molecule: messenger RNA, 2271 nt
Organism: Engraulis encrasicolus (European anchovy)
Lineage: Eukaryota; Metazoa; Chordata; Actinopteri; Clupeiformes; Engraulidae
Exons: 7
Coding region: 205-924 (239 amino acids)
Cellular component (GO): membrane
Source: RefSeq, a predicted model, not a curated record